Ustilaginoidea virens is the source of this 1161-nucleotide messenger RNA. RefSeq lists its product as uncharacterized. Lineage: Eukaryota; Fungi; Ascomycota; Sordariomycetes; Hypocreales; Clavicipitaceae. The record is from RefSeq and is a predicted model, not a curated record. The transcript has 2 exons. The coding region runs from base 1 to 1161 and encodes 386 amino acids.
AUGGGUAGCACACCACGGACGCGCCGCAAGACGCCCGCACCUAACGCUCCGGCCUCCAACACCGGAUCCAACACCGGAUCCAACAACACGAAAGCCAUCAAAGUCAAGCAAGAGGAAGAGGAAGAAGAAGAGGGGAAGAGGACCAAGACCUCUCCCGUAGCAGCCCUGGAUGCAGGAUACGAGAGCGACGCACCCAUUGUCAUAGAUUCAGACACAAGUUUGGAGCUGCAGCGAGAGAAGGAGAGCUACCCCGGCGCGAGUACGUGGGCCGAAGACGAGGAGCACCUUUUCGAGAUUUUAUUCCAGAGAGGGGAGAGGCCGAUACUCCCGGGACAUUGGGACGUGGAUUUCCGAGGCAUCCCUGUGGUGGAUACUGUUUUCCAAACGGAUAACGAUGGGCUGCCUCCCGUUGUGUAUGCUCGAUCCGGGAAGGAUUUCCAAGCCACGACGGCGCUUCUGCGCCUCAUAGACCUUACAUCAUCUGUUCGCACCACCGUCCAGUCCGGCCUCCGGGACAAGGCACCCCUCGUCAUCAAAAGGUCCCUCGACAGGUACUUGGCGUGGGCGGCAGAGGACGGCGGCUUCUCCGGCCUGCGGAUCGUGCCCAACAUCUUCACCGCCGUGCUCGACCCCCAGCUCAGCGAACAGGACAUCACGGCCGCUAUGCAGAGGCGCAUGCGCGCGCUGGCCACCAUGCAGCGAGAGUUCCUCAAAGUCGACCGCGACGAGACCUUCUGGGCCGUCAACCACGUCGCCCUGACGAGAGACAACGCCUCGGCGGCGCUCUUGGACAAGUAUCUGCUGGACAUGGGCGCCGACAAGGACCAGCAGGACCAGAAGCCGAUGAUGCUCGACCGCCAGGAAGAAGAGGCCGGCCCCGCCGCGGAUCAAGACGGGCCUGCGUACAGACGCGUUCCGCCCGUGGUGUACGGCCUCUUCGUGCUCCGCUCGAGCGUUUUCCUCCUCACCGUCGACAGCGCAAAGGGGGACACGGCGUACGUCAGUUUCCACGUCGACGUGCAUUUCAUGGACCGGCAUCAGAGCGUGUGGAACGCCCUGACCGUGGCCAUUCCCGUCUGCUUGGCGCGAGAUCAGCUCGUCGAGCGACUUGAUGAGUUUGAGGAAUGGCCCGUCGAGCACGAGGGCGAAAGCGACGGCUGA